Cynara cardunculus var. scolymus (artichoke) is the source of this 1503-nucleotide messenger RNA. RefSeq names its product cytochrome P450 CYP736A12-like. The transcript has 2 exons. The coding region runs from base 1 to 1503 and encodes 500 amino acids. NCBI's taxonomy places the organism in Eukaryota, Viridiplantae, Streptophyta, Magnoliopsida, Asterales, Asteraceae. The record is from RefSeq and is a predicted model, not a curated record. Gene Ontology annotation, molecular function: iron ion binding; monooxygenase activity; oxidoreductase activity, acting on paired donors, with incorporation or reduction of molecular oxygen.
AUGGACUCUUUUUCACUUGCACUGCUCAUCCUUCUCACCGGAACUUUGUUUUGCUACUGGUGCUUCACUCAUCUCCGCCACAACAAACUACCACCUGGUCCCAUGCCUUUACCAAUCAUCGGAAGCCUCCAUUUAUUAGGGAACCUCCCCCACCGUGCCCUUCAUAAGCUAUCCCAAAAGUACGGGCCCAUCAUGUCCAUCCGCCUCGGCUGCGUUCCGUUUGUCAUAGUCUCUUCACCGGAUGCCGCCAAACUCUUCCUUGGAACCCAUGAUGCUGUGUUCGCUUCUCGACCCGAAAUCCAAGCCUCCAAGUACCUGUCCUAUGGCUCUAGAGGAAUGACUUUUGCGGAAUAUGGACCAUAUUGGCGGAGUGUAAGGAAGUUUUGUGCGGCAGAGCUGCUGAGUGCCACCAAGAUCAACAGUUUUCUUGGUAUGAGAAGGGAGGAGAUUGGGCUGAUGUUGGCGGAGAUUAGGGCGGCAUCAACGGUACAUAAGGUGGUCAACGUGAAUGAAACCGUAGGUGGGUUGAUUGAAGCGAUGACUUGUAGGAUGCUUUUUGGAAAGAAAAACGAUGAGAGGUUUGUUUUCAAGACCCUAAUUGAUGACAGCAUGGAAGCAACAGGUACCUUCAAUUUGACAGACUAUGUGCCAGUAUUUGCUUGGUUUGAUCUUCAGGGUUUGACUAAACGCUUUAAGUCGUUAAGCAAGGACAUCGAUGAAAUGUUCGAGAUAAUGAUCAAGGAGCAUGAAGAACGCAGUUCUACCUGCUCUCAGAGACCGGAUCAAAUGGACUUCAUUGAUGUAUUGCUGUCACUAAAUCAUCAUAACUCAAACACCCAUGACGAGUUAUCCUCUACCAUUGACAGAUCAAGUAUGAAAGCCAUUUUACUAGAUAUGGUAGCCGGUUCCAUUGACACUGCCAAAACGUCUAUCGAAUGGAUAAUGUCUGCUCUUAUUAGACACCCUAGAGUGAUGAAGAAACUCCAAAAGGAGUUGAACAUGAUCGUUGGAGAUACAAAAAUGGUGGAGGAGACGGAUUUGACAAAAUUAUGUUACUUACAUAUGGUAAUUAAGGAAACUCUUCGUCUAUAUCCGGUUGGUCCAUUAAUGGUUCCCCAUGAAUCAAUAGAGGAUACACUGAUUAACGGUUACAACAUACCAAAAAAGACACGAGUUCUAGUGAACGUUUGGGCAUUUGGGCGAGACCCAAAAGUUUGGUCUGAGAAUUGGGCAGAGUUUCUUCCUGAGAGGUUUCUGGGUAGAGAAACCGACUUUCGUGGAUCAGAUUUUCAGCUUAUACCAUUUGGAGCUGGAAGAAGAGGGUGUCCUGGAAUGAAUUUGGGAUUAUUGAACAUUGGCUUGGUAGUUUCCAAUAUGGUCCACGGCUUUGAUUGGGUGCUUCCCAAUGGCAUGUCACCAAAUGACUUGGAUAUGAAAGAAAAAUUUGGAUUAACUACCCCUAGGGAAAAGCCCUUACUAGCCAUUCCAAUAAACCGCAAAUAA